AUGCCGCAAACACCCGCCCCCAAAUGGCUUGAACCGCCCGAGCUGCCCAGCAUGACGGGCUUGAACGACACGCGCUGUGUUGCCUUCCCCGGCGCCGAUGUCAACUCCGAGUCGGCCCCACCCAUGUGGAACGAAACGUACAACGCAGCGACCACCAUCGUGUGCACGUCGUACAACCAGGCGUUCACGUAUCCGUGUUGCCAGUGGCUCGGCGGUGAGGCGCGCACCUACUGCGGCCGCACCCAGUGUCUUGUCAACAGCACGCUCAGCAACUGGGUCUCGUGUAUGAACCUCCUCGACGGCGAGCUUGGCGCCGCUAAGCACGGGUCCCACCUCGGCCAGACGUGCACCCCGCAAGGCGUGUCGAGCAAGGAUGCGGCCGCGGCCAAGUCGUCGGCUCGGCGUGCGCGUGUGACGCUCGCGGCGGGCGUGCUGCUUCUGUUCGGCGUCCUGGCUGCUGUCUAG
Cutaneotrichosporon cavernicola is the source of this 465-nucleotide messenger RNA. RefSeq lists its product as uncharacterized. The transcript has a single exon. The record is from RefSeq and is a predicted model, not a curated record. Bases 1 to 465 code for a protein of 154 amino acids. Lineage: Eukaryota; Fungi; Basidiomycota; Tremellomycetes; Trichosporonales; Trichosporonaceae.